Messenger RNA from Blastocystis hominis, 1070 nucleotides. RefSeq lists its product as hypothetical. The transcript has 4 exons. Bases 648 to 1070 code for a protein of 140 amino acids. NCBI's taxonomy places the organism in Eukaryota, Bigyra, Opalinata, Blastocystidae. Gene Ontology annotation, molecular function: small GTPase binding. The record is from RefSeq and is a predicted model, not a curated record.
AUGUAGUCAAAGACUUGGUUCCGUUUUGGACUACCCGCUUACUGGUCCUCUCGAAUAUGCGAGUAUAAUAGAACAAUAUCAUUCUGUUCUCAAAGAAGCAUAUGAAGCGAAUAUGAAGCUAUAUACAAUUUCUGAUAUAAGCCCUGAAGUAAAGGCAGUAAGGAUGAAGAAAAGUGUGUUUAUGUUAGGCAUUUUCGAGCAAGAAUGAUAAGGAAAGUCAGUUGCAGGCCGUUAAAUCUUUGGAACCUAGCAUUCUUAUUAUCAAUAGAGCAUGUACUUUUAAACAGCCUUUGUGUAGCAUUUGUCGAAUGUGUUGUAAUUGAAGGUCAAGGUGUCAUCGAACUCAUUAAAAUACUUUUGUCUGGCAACGACAUUGAAUCAAACCCGGAAGCCGUUUUUACUCUCCUUGCCUUUCUCUACUGUUGUGUCCAGUUUGACUCCAUAAAAGUAUUUCCGCUCUUUUAUAUCAUCCACCCCAGCUCUCCGUUCCCCUCAUCCAAAACAUCCUGUUUUUUUAUCGCCGUUGUUCCACCGCCAUCAUCGACAUUCAUUCCCAAGUGUACUCCUCUCUCUUGUUGACUCAGUCAUUCAGCCUCUCCGACGCAGACAGUCGUCAGCUCUCUUCCUUCCUCGCGGAAUACCAGCCCAUGCAGCAAGAGCUGCUCACCCAAUUAACCAACUAUCUCAACGAAAGCCAAGCCAAAUCAAAGUCGCAAUCGCAGCCUUCUGGGUCUGUUUCCGAGAAUCACGCUGCUGUACGGCUUCUUCGCGAUAUCUGCAACGCAUUGAUCGGGUUUUUAGGAGAGGAUGGCGAAAUGGAGGAAGAGCCGAGAACGAAGUAUCUGCUAUGUUUAACGGGACUGCUGAUCCUUCUGGACUCUCUUAUUCCGUGCGGCGUGUUUGUAAAGGAGAGCGGAGUACAGAUUGUGCGAGCAGUGGAGGUGUGUGUACAAACGAAGAACGAGAAGGCGAAGGAAUGCUUGUCGAUUCUGCGGUACAGCAGCAAGACAUUUGCACUGCCGACAACGAUGAGGAAGGUGCGGAAGAUGAUUGUAAAUGCAACUGAUUAG